UUUCUUGGAAGACGCGGGUUACUUUCCUUUUCUGUGUGCAGAGAGAAAUUGAGGGUGGGGCACUGAUGCAAACGCACCCAUACAUGAAAUAGAAUCUCAAUUCAAUUCCUCUUCCUCUUCCUCCUCCUCUGUCCCUAUCAAUCUCUUUUGUAAACUUCUCUUUGGACUCUUCCUUUUGCAUCAGGCUUUCUCCCGAUACUCCUCCCUUCUCUGCACCCAACGAAAAGCACAAUUCUUUUUCUCCUUUUCGAUAACCCCAUCACACAUUCUGCGUCUAAAAUGCCAAAAUAAUACCCCCCUUGUCUUUUCCUUCUUGGUGGGCUUCCUCUAGGGUUCUCCUUUUCCUCUCCCUUUCGAGCUCUUUUCUCCACAAUUGGACAAAACCCCUUUUGUUCACAUCAAUCGCACAAGACAAUUCCCUGUUCAAAAUCCUGACUAUGUCUCUAGGGUUUGUGAACAAUCCUCAAAAUCUGUUUCCCAUAUUGUGGAGGAGUUCCGGAAGCAUCUAAUACUGUAGUUAUUACCUAAAUAUUAUUACUCUUUGAUCUGCUUCAGUGUGUUCUUUCUGUUUCAGGUGUUGUUUUUGUUGUUUCCAAGAUAGCAUAGCCUCUCUUUGAAACAUGGGUUGUGUCCAUGGCAAGUCUUGCUGUGGCGACAGUUCUUCAUCAGAUGAUGGUUCUAGGGAUUACCGAGAACUUGGCUUCAUUCAUGGCCACAGGAAGAACGUGCUCGCUCAGAGAUCAUUGAAGCAUGUUCCUGUUCCUUCCCACAACUUCAUUUUGGAGUACACUUUCCUCAGUCAGCGGGGGUACUACCCUGAUUCACCUGAUAAAGAAAACCAAGAUAGUUUCUGCAUCACUACACAACUCCAAGGUAACCCCAAUGUCCAUUUCUUUGGUGUCUAUGAUGGGCAUGGCCAAUUUGGUAGCCAGUGUUCGAAUUUUGUUAAGCAUAGGCUGGUUGAGAAGUUGUCAAAUGACCCUGCAUUGUUGGAGGACCCUGUUCAGGCUUACAAUUCUGCAUUCUUGGCAACAAAUCAAGAAUUGCGUAGUACUAGUGAGAUUGAUGAUUCUAUGAGUGGCACCACCGCGAUUACGGUGCUUGUUAUUGGUGACACUCUUUAUGUUGCUAAUGUUGGUGAUUCAAGAGCGGUGCUGGCUGUUAGGGAUGGGAAUCACAUUGUUGCCGAGGACUUGUCCUCUGAUCAGACGCCAUUUCGGAGGGAUGAAUAUGAGAGAGUGAAACUUUGUGGGGCAAGGGUGUUGAGUGUUGAUCAAGUGGAAGGGCUAAAGGAUCCAGAUAUCCAGCAUUGGGGUGAUGAAGAGAGUCGGGGUGGCGAUCCUCCAAGAUUGUGGGUUCCUAAUGGGAUGUAUCCUGGAACUGCAUUUACAAGGAGUAUAGGGGAUAGUUUGGCAGAGACAAUUGGUGUCAUUGCUAUUCCGGAGGUGAAAACGGUUCAGCUUACACCUAAUCAUCUUUUCUUUGUUGUGGCAAGUGAUGGCAUAUUUGAAUUCCUGACAAGCCAAACUGUUGUUGAUAUGGCAGCAAGCUAUAUGGAUCCUCGUGAUGCAUGUUCAGCUAUUGCAGAGAAGUCGUAUAAACUAUGGUUGGAACUUGAGAACAGAACAGAUGAUAUAACAAUCAUCAUUGUUCAGAUCAAAGGUACAUCUGGAGUUGGAUCCGAUGAGAUCAAUGGUGGGGGUACUGUAAUGAAUUCCAGGACAGGAACUCAUGAGAUAUCUGCUACCCCUGGAUCUAAUGUUUAUCGUUCUGUCAGAAACAGUUUAUCCGAUUUGCACUCCUGUCAGCAUGUGGCUUCAGUGACGAGCGCAGCGAUAGAGGUUCACUCUCCAGCAUGUCCAAGACCAAUUGAAUGAUGAUUGAAGAGAGGCUUUACUGAAGCUUCAUCAAGUCUCUUUGCAGUUUCUCCCAAGUGGUACAUUUCCACGUUCCAACUUCCUGAGCAUUGUGCAUUACUGUUGUACAUUUACUGGUCACUACAUUUUAGGCUGCCAACUUGCCAGCUUAAGGUGCUCUGCAUUAUCUUGGCAGCAAAAGGAAUUUUCAGAAUGUAAAAAUCACAGUUGGUAUUUGGUAAAAUUCAAAUUUCAUGCAGAAACCAAACCCCUCAGAGGAGAACACUUGUGCUCACCUUCCUGUGACGCAAUUGCACCUCCACUCUACAGAUUUGAUCUUUGGAAGGGGAAUCAAUAACGAGCUUGAAAUAAAAGGAAGGUGGUAUACAAGGAGCUGUGACUGUGACUAUCAUUUGCAAUGGAUCGUUGAAGAAACUCAUAGGAUGGUCGAUGGUAAACUUGGGAGGCAGACAGAUGCUACUCAGCAUUUAAAUUCAUUGUCCUCAUUAUCAUGUAGAUGUGGAUCAAACCUUUGUCUGGAUUGUCGAUUGAUAGAAUUUCAAGAUUAAUUUCAUAUUGACAAAAAAGAGAGAAAUUACGCGUCCUUA
Glycine soja is the source of this 2464-nucleotide messenger RNA. Its product is annotated as probable protein phosphatase 2C 35. Gene Ontology annotation, cellular component: nucleus; cytosol. The transcript is spliced from 4 exons. NCBI's taxonomy places the organism in Eukaryota, Viridiplantae, Streptophyta, Magnoliopsida, Fabales, Fabaceae. Gene Ontology annotation, biological process: protein dephosphorylation. Gene Ontology annotation, molecular function: cation binding; protein serine/threonine phosphatase activity. The record is from RefSeq and is a predicted model, not a curated record. The coding region runs from base 621 to 1877 and encodes 418 amino acids.